AUGGAAUUAUUAUCAUUACAAGUAAAUAGUGAACCUAUUAAAUAUAAAGAAUAUUGUCAUUCUCAUUUUAAUGGAUUUAGUACAGAAUUCCCAAUUUACCUUAGUAGUGUAAUUGAUCCUUGCGAAUAUUAUGAAAUUAUUAAAAGUAUAAACAAUAACUCCAUUAGAAAAUUGGAUACACCAGUUUUAAAUAGUAUGUUAACAACAGGAAGUGUAUUUUCAUAUCUAUUCAUCGGUUUACCAGUGUUAACAGGUGCUUUAAUAGGUAAUAAAGUAAUUUAUAAUAAAUAUAACAAAAAGUUAAAAAAAGAUUUAGUUAAAACUUUAAAUGAAAUUAAUAAUAAUCCAAAAAUUAUGGAAAAGAAUAUUCAAUUUACAUUAAUUGAAAAUAAAAAAACAAAAAGAAGUAUUGAAUAUAAUAUUCAAUUAAAUUGCUAUGUUACAGAUUCUCAAAAGAAAUUAAUACAACAACAAAAAAAUAUAAUUGCACAACAACAAAUUGAACAACAAAUUCAACAACAAACUAGACAACAGCAACAACAACAACAAAAUGAUAGAAGAAAUAGUAUUAGAAAUUUGACUAGAAAUGCUACAAACCCAAGUGGAAUGAACCAAUCACCAUUAGGAAGAGUUAAUAAAAGACUAAUUGAUGGUAUUCCUAUUGAUUCUGGUUCUCCAUUUAACCAUAAAAAAUAA
Dictyostelium discoideum AX4 is the source of this 696-nucleotide messenger RNA. RefSeq lists its product as hypothetical. Bases 1 to 696 code for a protein of 231 amino acids. The record is from RefSeq and is a predicted model, not a curated record. The transcript has 2 exons. Lineage: Eukaryota; Evosea; Eumycetozoa; Dictyosteliales; Dictyosteliaceae.